Molecule: messenger RNA, 1168 nt
Organism: Sesamum indicum (sesame)
Lineage: Eukaryota; Viridiplantae; Streptophyta; Magnoliopsida; Lamiales; Pedaliaceae
Product: casein kinase II subunit beta-1
Cellular component (GO): cytoplasm; protein kinase CK2 complex
Molecular function (GO): protein kinase regulator activity
Source: RefSeq, a predicted model, not a curated record
AUACAGACACAAAAGUGAAGCACAAAAACGAGAGAGAGAACCGAGAAAGAAUGGGAUAACCUUCUCUCCUCUUCAUCCCCACCAAAAGCCCUAAUUGCAGCUAUUGCCACUCUUUCUCAGAUCAGUUUUUCAGGAGAAAGAGGAGGAAGAACGAGGUGGAGCAAAGGGGAGAUGGGACACGUGUCGAAUCUGAAGAGAAUUCAGGAAACUCUAGACAAGGAUGCCCAUCCCUUCAAAUCCAAGGACGCUUUCCCUUCCGUCCCUAACCCUCAUAAUAUCAGCAAGUGUUCUGAUGCAGAGGAAUCGGAAACAGACACCGAGGAGUCAGAUGUUAGUGGGUCCGAUGACGACGACACAUGUUGGAUUUCAUGGUUUUGCAAUCUGCGUGGGAACGAGUUUUUUUGCGAGGUUGAUGAUGACUACAUCCAGGAUGAUUUCAAUUUGUGUGGAUUGAGCGGUCAAAUACCAUAUUAUGACUAUGCGCUGGAUUUAAUCCUGGAUGUUGAAUCUUCACUUGGUGAUUCAUUUACAGAGGAACAGAAUGAAUUAGUAGAAUCCGCUGCUGAGAUGCUGUAUGGUCUGAUACAUGUCCGCUACAUAUUAACAACUAAAGGACUGGCUGCAAUGCUGGAGAAGUACAAGAAUGCGGAGUUUGGAAGAUGUCCAAGGGUUUACUGCUGUGGACAACCUUGCCUCCCUGUUGGUGAAUCGGACAUUCCGCGUCAAGGCACAGUGAAAAUAUACUGUCCCAAGUGUGAAGAUAUCUACACUCCUCGAUCCAGGUUCCAGGACAGCAUCGAUGGUGCCUAUUUCGGCACUACAUUUCCCCACCUGUUUCUGAUGACGUAUGCACACCUAAAGCCACAGAAGACUUCUCAGAGCUAUGUUCCCCGAGUAUUUGGUUUCAAAGUCCAUAAGCCAUGAUGCUGCCGCUGCUACUGCAAUGGUACGUACUUGAAUUGAACUUCUUUUAUUAAGCAUAUAAGCUAUUUUGACUCUCUUCUAGAGUUAAACUUUCAGUUGAAUAUGUUUUUUAAAGCCCAGAUAAAAUUGCUUGGUAGGUUUGUAAUUCGAAUAUGCUUAACAUCAAGCAAUUACAUAUAUGUCAUUUGGAUGGUGCCUUUAUAUUCUCUCUUGAUAAUGCAUACAGUUCUUCUCUUAUAUCCUA